Molecule: messenger RNA, 1782 nt
Organism: Aureobasidium vineae
Lineage: Eukaryota; Fungi; Ascomycota; Dothideomycetes; Dothideales; Saccotheciaceae
Source: the annotation of a GenBank genome assembly
AUGAUGCCAUGGAUUGUCGGUCUGAGCAUGAAAGCUAACAUCAUCUCUUUCCUCACUGGAAUCGGACACGAACGAUUGAACGUUCUGCACCGAUGGCUCGCAUAUCUUUGCCUACUUUCCAGUCUAAUUCAUACCAUUCCCUUCUACGUCACACCAAUCUGGUCUGAGGGCGGUUUGGAUGUUUUCCAAUCGGCUUUCGGCAAUUCUGGAAUUUACGUCUACGGAUCUGGCAUUGCGGCACUCGUGCCCCUAAUCUUCCUCUGUGUGCAUUCUUUGCCUCCGCUACGCCGUAAGAUGUACGAGUUGUUUGUGGCGUUGCAUGUGCCUGCUUCCAUCGUCUUUAUCGCCAUGCUCUUUUGGCACUGCAAGAAUUUUCUCACCUCGUGGCACUAUCUGUGGGCGACUACGGUCAUCUGGUUCGUUUCGUACAUUGUUCGCUUGUUCUUCCUCAACUGGACAAACUACUUUCGGCUAUCAUGGUUGGUUGGCGAAGAGGCGGCUGUCACAUUGAUGCCUGAGAACGCCAUCAAAGUCACUAUUCCAACACAGGUGAAAUGGAAGCCUGGUCAAUAUGUUUAUCUCAGAAUGCCCGGCAUCUCGGUGUUCGAGAACCAUCCUUUCACCAUUGCAUCUCUAUGGAGUGAUGACUUUCCAUCUCAGUAUGGCGAAGAGUAUAGGGACAUGGUCCUGGUUUUUAGACCUUUCGGCGGCUUCACGAAANAAGUCCUUGACAGCGCGCUGGAGAAUGGACCUUGGCAUACCUACCGCGCAUUCAUUGAUGGGCCCUAUGGUGGUAUGAGAAGGAGCAUGGACUCAUUCGACCACGUCGUCCUGUUCGCAGGUGGCAGUGGCAUCACAGCCUUGGUAUCUCAACUCCUCGACCUGAUCAAGCGGCUCAGAGACGGCAAAGCGGUAACAAAAACCGUCCAAGUAAUCUGGGCCCUUAAACGCCCCGAAACACUCGAAUGGUUCAAAGAAGAAUUGCGCAUCUGCAGAGAAUUCGCUCCUCCAGAUACCGUGCAAUGCCAAUUCUACAUUACCGCUGCGAAGAGGCAAGCCAGAACUGGAGCAUUGGUUUCCGCACAAACGCCCACAAGGCCCAUUAGCAUGAUGUUCCACAAUAAAGUCAAUGAGGCCUUUCAAAAUAUUGCGCACAACAGACUCUCCACCAUCUCGGCCAACACAAACAGAAACUCCGCCUUGAUAAUGGAAGAAGCAGCCGGAGACCCAGAACGAGAAAAGGCACUCCGACGCGAAAACGAAGAUAGAAUCAGACCACUGCCACAAGCACAUUUAUUGCCUAUGAGAAGUGCUUCUCGGAAUGGGCGUGCUUCCNCCUCCUCCUCCUCCUUCCUCACCUCCCCUCACACUAGCAGAAAAANNCGACGAUCUCAACAAAUAUCCAUCCCACUGCCAGAUCCAGUCAACACACCAGCCUACCUCCACCCCAGCACAACACCACCCCAAGAAGCAGACUUUGACUUUGGCUUCNCCUCCACACCCACAGAAUUCCAAAAGAACCUCAUGCGCUUCGCUUUCCUGCCCGCCGCCGUAAAGUCUACGAAAUCAGGUUGGAGUACUGAAUAUGGGCGUCCGGAUAUCCCAUUCAUGCUGAGGGAAAUGAGUAAACAGUGGACAGGGCGGAGGACGUGUGUGUUUGUGUGUGGGCCCNCGGGGAUGAGGGUUGAUGUUAGUAAUACGGUUGCCGAGUUGCAGAGGAGUGUGUGGAGUUUGCCGGGGAGGGAUGAGGUGUAUUUGCAUGCGGAGAAUUAUGCGAUUUGA